AUGCACGCACCCUCUUCCUCCCCCGCAAGCCAUCAAGAACAAGAGGUCCAUCCCUUUGUCGGAUUCGUUGAGACCACAGUAGACGCAUUGCGCAUAGUAGCAGCGGCAAGGUUGCUUAAUGAAUCUGAAAGAAGGACCUUGGUCAAGUCUGGAGCCGUAUUCUGCUAUGGUAUUGAGGAGAGCGGCGUGAGACGAUGGACAGAUGGGUUACUCUGGUCACCAUCAAGAGUCUUGGGCAACUUUCUGGUUUACCGUGAGGCUAUGCCUGCUGAGUCCCACAGAGGUCAAGGGCAAACGCAGAUGCCACGCAUCGCCUCUAGUACAGCGUCCGACAGACUAGUCCGGGACAGGAGUCGUUCUGAAGGAGGAUUGGGAAUUCUGAAGCCAAACGGCCUGUAUAAAAAAACUAUCAGUCUCCAACUCGAGGGCGUUGAUUAUCAUCUCGUCGCUUACUUCUCAGAGGACGAUCUGACCCGAAACCGGCUACCGCGACCUGCCACCAGAGCCGACAUUGGGGCAGUCCCGAUUACACCUGCGAUGGUGCGCACCAGCGACUUCCGCCACCCACCAUCAGUCCAUACAGCCGCAGAUGGUACACAACAUAUAGUCGAUACGGAGGAGCUUGAAGCCGAUCAAGGCAACUCCUCCACGAGUGCGUCUCGCAGAGAAAUGUCCAGUAACGAAGUCUUGAGAUCUUCGCCAACACAGCAUCAGACCUUCAUGCAUCGUUGGGCUGUCGCCGUACCAGAAGGCGAUAUUCCGCUCCAGUCUCCCGCAACGUUCACAAUGUCUUUUCCAUCGUCUCCUACGUCGCCUCCUACCACCACCACGAUCGGAGAAAUAGGCUCACCAAGUACAUCAAUCUUCCAUGGCGAGGCCGAAGAGCACGACCUGAGCUCUGCCCCUUUCAACUACCGUCUCGCAAGCAGGGCAAGUGAGCCGUGGGACAAAGAUGCAUCUGCUGGAUCAACGUACUCCUCCACACAGAGCCGUUGAUUUUCAUGACCCUGUCCUUUUGUCGCCUUAUCUCGUCGAGUUUUCUUUUUCACCAAUGAGAUUCAUACACGAAUCUGAUAAAGCCAAUUGUACUUCAGCGUCUAAAUACACUCACCUUGUAUCCUCCACUGCACAUCUCGACUUCUACUUGUGAGAUGGCUCGGUUCUGGCCAGACUGGCGCUCAAGAAGUCAAACUUCUGCAUCCUCG
Molecule: messenger RNA, 1205 nt
Organism: Stereum hirsutum FP-91666 SS1
Lineage: Eukaryota; Fungi; Basidiomycota; Agaricomycetes; Russulales; Stereaceae
Exons: 7
Coding region: 1-996 (331 amino acids)
Molecular function (GO): DNA binding
Source: RefSeq, a predicted model, not a curated record